Messenger RNA from Echinostoma caproni, 1866 nucleotides. The record is from the annotation of a GenBank genome assembly. Lineage: Eukaryota; Metazoa; Platyhelminthes; Trematoda; Plagiorchiida; Echinostomatidae.
AAAAAUGCCAUUCGCGUUUGCGGUGACUGGUCCGAGCAAUUAAGCUCGAAAGGAAAGAUUUACUUCUAUAACUGCAUCACCGAGGUCUCCCAGUGGCAAAAGCCUCCGGAAUGGAAGUUACCUGAUAUGGAUCAUGAUGAGCUCCUGCGCUUGUUACGUGCCCGCGAGCAACUUGAUGCGAGGAAUUUGAAACGUCCCCGUGUUGUUGGUGCGUCGCACGCCAAUAGUAUCAAAGACGCAGAAGUUGAUCAUCGUUCUGCCUCACCAAAACGCGCCAAAUAUAUUGCUGAAAUCCGGAGCCGGAACGUGCCCGAAGAACGUAAACCGUCACCGAUUAUCCAGUCGGAAAGUUCUAAUUGUCGUCCCAAUUGUAUCACUCCUGCUGUUACACCCAAGGUGGGCAUUCCGAGACGUGCUAACUCCCGAACCAGUCCUCGAAAAGCUUAUGAUGAACGGUCCCAUGUCGACUAUCGGUUUGCUCAAUCUCGGAGAGAUACGGGUAGUUCUACCAAUCGUCUGGCACCAACGGAUGAUAUGGAUAUAUCCCCCGAUAGUUCUCCAAUGUCCGGAGGAAGUUCCCCGGUGCAUCAUCCUUACCACUCACAGCCAUCUGCCAGUCGGCGAAUCCGUUCGGGUCUUUCACACACGCUUCCGUCGGAAUUGUCAGCCUACAGCUCCGCGAAGCCAAGUAUUGGUAGCCAUUCCGAAACAGUAAUUCCACCCAAUAAGUCCUCUGGGCCGCUGUUACAAUUGGUGGACGCUCUACGAGCAUCGCUGGGCUUAUUCGGUGAUUCUCCUAACGCAAGUGUUGCUAAGGGUACUUUGGAACGUUUCCCGACAACUAACGGGGCUCAACUAGGCGGUCGCACAACUAAAUCCCACAACAGUGCCUUUCACGAAAAAGAUGAAAGAUACAGAUCGCCUUCUUUCAUGACGCGCGACGGCAGAGUUCGACCCCAAUGCUUGCCGUCUCCGGAUGCAGUUGCUCCACAUCACCGGAUUCCCGAGAAAGUUAGCGAUCCAUCUCCCAGACUCGGUAUACCGAAUAGCAAUGCAAAAAGCUGUCCCGACGCUCAUCGGUCCAACAUAACGGAUAACCCAAACAAGGCGAGAGAUUACUUCUUGCUGGCUUACAAUUCGCACUUAGUUGUGCAAGGGCUAGAGGUGCGCCCUCAAAAUAAAAAAAGGCCGAAUGUUGCUGGGGACGGCUCGCUCAUCAAACUCCCAAUUAACUUUAACUUCUACAAGCUUCGUAACCCAUCCUACGGCGUCCCCGUUAAUGAAAAGUUCUAUCGCGAUUCGGACCAGAGCAAUCAGGCUGAUCGCAUCAGCGAUUUGGUAAAGCUCGUGGCGAACACAGAUGCUUCACAGAUUCUCCAGUCCCAAGUUUUCAUUCCUCUGCGGUUGCUGGCGACUCGCAUCACAAGAAAUGCGGUUUCUAUUCAACCUGUUGGUCUAGGGCGCUUGGCUGAGAAACAGACUCCUUCCCCCGUUGAUCGACUACUAGAGGACAAAUGCUUGACAAGAAUUAACAAAAUUCUCAGUAGCUCUGAAGCGCUCCAGUUUUUGGAUCCUACGAUUGCUUCGAGAUAUAUGGACAAAACAGUCGAGCGAUUGGAGCACGACGCUCAAAUGGAAGCCAAAAAGUUUGAUCAACUUCAAAGUGUAUUGUACGGUGAACUUUCUGUGGAAUCGAAGAAACUUCGCGCUUUGGUAAGGAUAAGCGAAGCCAAACUCGCUAUCCACAAAGAAAAACAAUCGGCAUUACAGGAGUUGAUGGACGCCAUUGAAACUCGACGACAUUUACCAAGUUUGUCUUUCUCUGAUGAUGUACUAGGAUGUUCAACUCUCGCUGGAAACCUGUAA